AUGGCAUUAUCUGCAUCGUCAUCUCAUUCAUCUAAAUCAUAUGAACGUAAAUAUUAUGAAUAUGAACGAUCACCAUAUUCAUUUGUAACACCAUCAGCACUGAUUUAUCAAGCAACAGAUCGAAUUCAAUCAUUAUCAAAACCAAAAAUACGUAAAGAUACAACAAUACGAGAAGGUUAUUCUCGUUAUAUAAGUAAUCCAGCAUAUUCAGGUGUUAGUAAAGCUGCAACAAAUGCUGAAUGUUCAUCACAUCUUAGUAAUUUAGCUUUACCAUUAGAACGACGUGAAUCCUAUCAAUUUGAAUUACCUCUUCCGAGACCUGUAUCACGUUCGGCACUUAGAUAUCAAGCAACAGAAAGAAUCAAUGAAUUAGCUUUACCGAGAAAACAAUCCAGUACUCAUUAA
Molecule: messenger RNA, 405 nt
Organism: Rotaria sordida
Lineage: Eukaryota; Metazoa; Rotifera; Eurotatoria; Philodinida; Philodinidae
Source: the annotation of a GenBank genome assembly